AUGCACAUUCGCAAGGUCGUACACACCACCUCCGCCUCUACCUCCGCCGUCUCUCUCUACUCUCUCUCAAAGUUGUGUCUUCAGCUUUGUAUGGAGGACACAGCGGACAACCACCCAUUAGCCAUAGGCACAUUUCAGAGGAGAGAGAGGAGACAGAAGCCAAAAUCAGUCAAGGGCGUGAUCAGGAGAAAGAGGGGACAUCUGAAGACUGAACACAAGAACGACGGCGGCGGCGACGGCGGUGGUGGAGGUGAUGAAGAUGAUGAAGAGGUAGAGCUAGAGGUGGAGAAGAAGAUCAUGGAGUUGCAGAGGAUUGUACCAGGAGGAGAGUGGGUUGGGAUUGAAAAUUUGUUUGAACAAACCGCUAGUUAUAUAUUGGCCUUGCAGUGUCAGGUGAAAGCCAUGAAUGCUGUGGCUUCCUUUCUUGAAGGUCUGGACAUUGAGAAGAGGAAGCUCGGAGGUUAAACAAAACAAUCGCCCUUCUCUUUCUUCUCCAUGGCUUUCAACUUUCAUCCUGCAACAACUUUCCUUAAUUUUUUUCCCCCUUUCCUCUGUGUAAUUUUUUUUUUUUUUUUUUUAAAAAAAAGAGAAAUUUCUUGGUUUUCCGAUGAAAAGGAAGAGAGGUUGACGUUGGUGAGCACCAUUGUAAUGGUUUGGCAAUGGAUUUUCAGCCAAUAUCAUGUGCAGGUAGGAAAUUCUAAAUCUGAUCAUAAGGUUGGCUUUUUGAACAAGUACAAUUCUGUUCAUUUUUGUGA
This is a messenger RNA of Vitis riparia (riverbank grape), 755 nucleotides long. Its product is annotated as transcription factor bHLH149. The transcript has a single exon. Lineage: Eukaryota; Viridiplantae; Streptophyta; Magnoliopsida; Vitales; Vitaceae. Gene Ontology annotation, biological process: regulation of DNA-templated transcription. The record is from RefSeq and is a predicted model, not a curated record. The coding region runs from base 1 to 465 and encodes 154 amino acids.